UUAUAUAGCUUCAAUUUCUCUGUCCAAAUGGAUUCCUUCUUCGUUUCUGCAACUCAACUCCAAGAAUGUUAAACCAAGGUUCAUUGAUAAGUUCACAGUUGACGCAACUUUAACCAAUUUCCUAAGCCACUGCAAUAUAAGUUGGAGACAGUUAAACAACUGUAAGAUCUAAGCUCAGGUUGAAAUGAAAAUGGAUAAAACAGAUGGAUACAUUUUCAUGGUUAUUAUGAUCGGAUCUCUAGCAUUACUUGGAAUAGUUCAAGCCCAACCAAGAGCUCAAAUAGUGAAUACGACAUGUGGCUCUCGAGAGAAUAACAGAACUCAAGUCGUUUCCAAUUUCAUUCUUGUAAUGGAGGAACUUAAUGAUCUUAUCCAUCAAUUCGGUUGGGGAACUGCAUUUAAUGGUUCAGGGCCUGAUGCUAACUAUGGCCUAGCUCAGUGUUAUGGGGAUCUAUCUUUGACUGACUGUCCAUUGUGUAUUGCGGAGGGGCGUGCUGUUCUUCCUCUGUGCUUUCCGAAAGUUGGUUCCCGAGUUUUCCUCGACGGGUGCUUCAUGAGAUCCGAUAACUAUAGCUUCUAUGAUGAGUACUUGGGACCAUAUGACAAGGUUGUGUGCGGGAAUACAAGCCGUAAGGGAUCAAACUUUCAAGCAUCAGCUAGAGAAGCAGUGUCUCGGGCGGUGACUACUGCACUGGAUAAUGGAGGGCAUUAUGCUAAGGCGCAGGUGGCGGGGUCUGGAUUGAAUGAGACGGCUUAUGUUUUGGUUAAUUGUUGGAAGACAUUGAACCGGAGUGCUUGUGAAGCAUGUUAUGAGAAUGCAUCGGCGGCUAUGUUAAGGUGCUUGCCAUGGUCAGAGGGACGAGCACUCUACUCUGGCUGCUUCAUGAGAUACUCUGAUACAGAUUUCCUCAAUAAAGAACCUGGAAAUGGGAGUUCAAGAGGAACCAUUAUAUCUAUAAUUGUUUCCACUGUCAGUUCCCUUGUUGUUUUGGCUGUUCUUGCAGCUAUUGGAACUUAUAUCUGGAAGCGCAGAUACAUACAAAAGAAAAGAGAUCAAAAUGAUGCAGACCAGUGGGUGAAAGUCCUUCGUGACAGUAGCUUAAAUUUCAAAUACUCUACACUCGAGAAGGCAACAGGUUCGUUUGACGAGGCGAACAAGCUUGGACAAGGAGGAUUUGGGACAGUUUAUAAGGGGACUCUACCUGAUGGAAGAGAGAUAGCUGUCAAGAGACUUCUCUUCCACAAUCGACACCGAGCCGCAGAUUUCUUCAAUGAAAUCAAUAUAAUAAGCAGUGUGGAGCAUAAAAACCUGGCGAGAUUGUUGGGAUGUAGUUGUUCCGGACCCGAAAGUCUUCUCGUCUAUGAGUUCCUUCCUAACAAGAGCCUCGAUUCAUUCAUCUUCGAUCCCAGAAGAGGUAAAGAACUUACCUGGGAAAAGAGGUACCAAAUUAUCAUUGGGACGGUAGAAGGUUUAGCAUAUCUUCACGAGAACCCCGCAAACAAAAUCAUUCACAGGGAUAUAAAAGCUAGCAAUAUCCUGUUGGAUUUAAAGUUUCGUGCCAAAAUUGCUGAUUUCGGUUUGGCGAGGGCUUUCGAUGAAGAUCGAAGUCAUAUCAGCACUGCUAUUGCUGGAACACUAGGAUACAUGGCUCCAGAAUAUCUAGCCAAAGGCAAGUUAACGGACAAGGCCGAUGUUUAUAGUUUCGGUGUUCUUUUACUAGAGAUGGUAACCGGAAAACAAAAUAAUGGAAGCGGACACACGGAUUACUCAGACAGCAUAAUUGCAGUUGCAUGGAACCACUUUCAAUCAGGGACUGCAGAGGAGAUUUAUGAUCCGAAUAUAAUGCCAAAAGAUAUCGACCAAUGUAACAGUGUCAAGAGUCAGAUAUACAGAGUGUUGCAUAUCGGACUUCUUUGCACCCAAGAGAACCGAUCACUAAGGCCGUUCAUGUCGAAGGUACUACAGAUGCUAACCAAGAAAGAUGAAGACCUUCCGGCACCGACGAUUCCUCCUUUUGUGAAUGAACAAACCAUGGAAUUCAAUGAUACGGAUGAGAACGAAUACUACCUUCUCAAUGCAGGGGGUACUAACUCACUCGCCACCAUCGAUCACAGUUCAUUUCACCCGAGAUGAUGUUUGAAGCCAGAU
This is a messenger RNA of Hibiscus syriacus, 2149 nucleotides long. Its product is annotated as cysteine-rich receptor-like protein kinase 2. Gene Ontology annotation, molecular function: ATP binding; protein kinase activity. The record is from RefSeq and is a predicted model, not a curated record. Gene Ontology annotation, biological process: protein phosphorylation. Lineage: Eukaryota; Viridiplantae; Streptophyta; Magnoliopsida; Malvales; Malvaceae. The coding region runs from base 185 to 2134 and encodes 649 amino acids. The transcript is spliced from 8 exons.